AUGGGUGGUCAGCCCCAGAACUCAAAUGCAGAAACUGAGGAGAACAAAUCCAAUUACCCAAAUGAGGAGGGUGAACACGACAAGAAAUCUCCCGGACAGCAGGUUAAAGAGGAAAAAUCUAAAGACCUAAAGGAACAGAAUGAGGAUAACACCCAGCCAUCUUUAAAAACAUCAGAUCUGCAGGAAGAUAAAGAACCCUCAGCAUUAUAUUCCUCUAGUUCAUGGGAAAAAGAAACAUCAGAUUGGAAGGAUGAUCUAUCUAGCUUUCUUACUCCCGAGAAAAGCACAACUAUUUUUUCCUCCCUCAUUUCAGAGCAUACUGACACUGAUGAUCUAAAGACAUCAACUUGGACUGAAUCCCAAUUGGUGAAUCCAGAGUUGCAGUCUGAGGUUGAAUCUGUUCCUGUAUGCGUAUGGAAGAAGCCUACAGAAUGGAAGGAAGAGGAACGCCGUUUUUCUAUCCCAGCACGCAAGCCUUCUUUCCAUAACCGCUGUGGCUGCAGUACAACUGAACGAUUGAUCAAGCACAGCCCACUGCAUCUUCCCAAAGCACCAUUUCACAAAAGCAUUAUGUGGAGACAUCAAAGACCACUAUUCAGAGGACACGAGAUCUGCUCACGAGAGAAAGGACUUUUGAAGAAUGUGAAAAGGAAGAAAGACUACAGGGCACUUACCAAAGCUCAGAUGCUUAGGAUGCUUUCCUCCAAAGGAAGCAACAGGCAAAGUAAAGCUAUGUACAAUCUCUACACAACAUUCUGUGAUGAGGGAGAACACUUUGACCCAUGUCUUCUCCAUGGAACAAAAGGACUCUCCAGGGCUUGCACCAUUUUUACUGCCAUCAGAAGGGGAAGAAUUCACAUCAACUAUCUCCUCCUUACCUUACACACUUUGGGUAUCCUCCUGUCCAAAGAUCAGAUGCUUCAAGUUCUCCAGUUUAUCCCUAUUGAUGCGUAUGGCAGUCUGGAUUUUUAUGACUUUUUGGAUGUUGCACGUAACACCUUGCUCUACAUUGAUCUUGAGGCUUUUGAAAAUGUUCAGAGGAUUUUCCGAACCAUUAAAAAGGAUAUGAUAGCCAUUGAAGAAUUGGAGCCAAUUUUAGCAUGCUUGGGGGUCAGCCUUAGUCCCCUAAUUAUACAGCAAACACUAGAACACACUACAAUUACCAAGGAUGGGAAAUUGAACAUCUCAGAAUUUCUGACAUCUGUGAGAGGAUUAUUAAGUCAACAUAUGCAUGAGUAUGGUAUUUUGGACAGAGAAUCUUGCCAAGGCUUUCCUACUAUGGAUGACUCCGAAGUAGAACGGAGAAGAAAUAUUUUGCUUGAUAAGGGGAUACCACUUUGUUAUGCUCACUUGGUUGGAUUAUAUGAACCAGAUGAAGAGAUCACUAUUGACAGCCUAGAGAAGAAAGCAAAUAAAUUUCAGAAACUUGUUGGGCUAAAGCAAACCAACAAAGCAACAGCUGCAGUUUCCGUGGAUGAAAAGGACAAAAAAGACCAAAGCACAGAGUGGCCAAAGAUUAGAUCAAAAUAUGGCUAUACAAGUCAUGACACACUGUUUCCAUUAAGUUCCACUCUCCCACUUGGAGAAAGUAAAAUAAUGGCCACACAGUCAAAGACAAGAUGGCCAUUGAAAAAGCCCCCAGUACUACCUGAUCUUUCUUUAGUUCCUCAUGCAAGCCUCAGUAGUGAAAGUAUAAAGCAGAAAAAGAAGAAGAAAAAGAAGAAGCUUUCCUUCCAAGAUGAUAUCCCAACUAGGCAUGAUGAAGACAAACAGGAACUUGAUGAAGACAAACAGGAAACCGAAGCUAAGAGAGAUGAAAGUGAAGAUAUGGGACAUUUAGAAGAUCUAUCAUUUCAGGAAGGGAUUGAACUGGAGCCACACGAUCCUUUAUCAUCAGCCUCACUGCCUUUUAAUGACACCUUACAGAAUAUGUUUGAUGUCAUCCAAAUGCUUCUGGAAGAUAGCAUCAAAAGUCAUGAUCUAUGCUCCACCCUGAACAAACUGGGAAUCGGCAUGAGUGACACAGAAUUCCAGGAAAUGCUGCAGCAUGCAGAUGUGGCAGAAGACGGGACAGUAAAUUUCAACAGCUUCAUAUCCUUAAUGGAGAAAAUGUAUUUCUUGAGUGAAUUUGCAAUUUUGAAACGUACCAUUCAAGCCCUUGACAAGAUAGAAGAAGACAAGAUGGUUCUGCAUGACCUUCCUUUCUUUAUUAGAAAUAUGGGUAUCCAGCUGCAUGAAAAUGAAUUAGAAGAAGCCCUAAAACAGGUUGCUAUUGACGGUAAAGGAAAGAUAAUUGUGAAAGACUUCAUUGAAAUUCUUACCCGCAAUCCCCAAUUUAAAGAACUGUCAGUGUUGAAAGAUACUAUUCAAGCAAUCAACAAUAUUAAAGAGAACAAAGUUUCUCUGAAGGACCUCAAAACCACCCUCCAGAAUAUGGGCAUUUAUUUAUACCCACAGGAGUUCGAGGAUCUAAUUCAGAUGAUUGCAGCUGACAGAGAAGGAAAAGUUGAUAUUGGGCAAGUCAUAAAGAAGGUUUUCAAACUAAAACGCUUUUCAGACAUUGAAGUUCUGAAUUAUGUCAUUGAGAUCAUUGACCAAUUCAAGGAAACAAAGUUGAAUGUUUCUGAAGUGGAGAACUCCUUCAGUAAUAUUGGAAUUCAUUUAAACAAGUCAGAAUUAAUGCAGGUCACUGAGAUUUUGUCAGAUGCUGCUGGUGAGACCGUGGAUGUUAAAGAACUGAUAUCAGCUAUGAAUGAAACUAGACGAUUUAAAAAUUAUACUGCUGUGCUUGACUGCGUCCUAGCUCUCAGGUUGAUUAAGGAACACCAAGCAGCACGAUUGAAGCUUGAAACAGAAACUCUCAGAACUAUAGACCUGCCCAUGGCUAACCAAGUGAUUGGCCAAGCACUAAGGUCAGCAAACAUAACAGAAACUGGGCAGGCAAAAUUUAAUAACUUCUUGAGGAUAUUGAUGAGGAAUCCACAACUUAAAACUUCUGCAGCUUUGGAAGUUGGUUUUGAUAUUCUGGCCAAAAUGAAAAACGAAAGGAUUGAAUUCACAGAGUUGCAGAUGCUUAUGCAGAGCUUCAAUAUCAACUUGCCAACAGAGGAUAUGUCAGAGGCAUUGGCCUUUUGCAAUGUUGAUGAUAACAAUACAUUAAAUCUAAAAGAGUUCAUCAGGAAUGUGAUCUAUACUGAUACUUUUGUUACUAGGCCAGAACUGCAGCUCAUCUGCUUGGCCUUGAGCAAAUUCGAAGAUGACCACUUCGAUCUCCAGACUCUUCAAUCCAGCCUGGACACUAUGGAACUUUUUAGGGCCAAUGAAUUAUUGAAGGAAGUGAUGAACAUAGCCAAAGUUGACAGUUAUGGCAAGGUUAAUUUAGAAGAACUCAUAAGGGUUUUAACUGUAAUACCAGAGAUUCCAGAAGCAACCGUGCUGAUGGAUACCCUUGAUGCAAUGCAUAAUACCAUAGACCAGGAGAUUAAUAUCAAUGAUCUAGCAAAAACCUUGACCACCAUGGGUAUCAACCUGACACCGGAUGAAAUGCAAUCACUAUGCAACUCAGUAGCCACCACUGGUGAGAUUAGUACUUAUUUCAAUUUCAGUAUUCCAGCGUACGAUGGGGCAUUGAAUUUUAAUGAUAUUAUGAAAGAAAUAAUUGGAACAGAGUCCUUUGUAGAAAUUCAUGCUUUACAGAAUACUUUCCAUACUAUCCACAAGAUUGUAAAAGAGGACAUUACAAAGGAAGAUUUUCUGGAUGCCCUAGAAUACUUAGGCAGCCACCUGACACCCGAUGAUCUGCAAGAGGUUCUAGCAUUUGCUUCCAGUGAUGAAUCAGGGAAAGUGCAUGGGAUGGAAUUCCUCAAGAUUUUGUCUAGUCCCACCAGGAUUUCUGACAUCAGAGCAUUGCAGAAUGCCACAAAGAUUUUUGAAAACCCCAAUGAAGAGAAGAUGACUAUCAAUCAGCUGGAAGAUACUCUAGAGAAUAUGGGAGUAGAUUUACCUAGUUCAAGAUUCAAUGAGAUAAUUCAAACUCUCAACACUGAUGAAAAUGAUGAAAUAGAUUUCAAAGAGUUUUUGCUAGCACUGGGUGAAACAAAAGAUUUUACUGAAAUGGAAGUUUUACAGCAUGUCAUUACCAUUGUUGAUAAAAUGCAUGGUGACCAGCUAUAUAAAAAUGAACUGCAGGACACUAUAGGCGAGUUGGGUCUUCAUUUGACCGAGGAAAAAAUCCAAGAAAUUUUUCAUGAUAUCGAUGUGGAUGCUGAUGGGACUGUAAAUCUAAAAGACUUUCUGAUGACUCUUCCUAAGAUGCAUUACUUCAGGGACUCUUUAGCAUUUCAAUCUGCUGUUGUGGCCUUCAGCAAGAUAAAGGAUGGGACUGUUGAUCCUGGAGAAUUGGAGUCCAUUUUAGAUUUUCUGGGAGUUACGUUGGACACCACAGAGCUCCAAAAUGCAUUAAAGGGUACUUCCAUACCUGGAACUGGAAAGUUCGGUUUCAAGGACUUCUUAGUCAAUGUGACAACAAAUGAACGCUUUUCUGAAAACUCACUUCAUGGCACCUAUAGCAUUCUCUGCAGAAUGAAUAGAGAUAAAGUUGAGAUUUUUCAGAUGAAAGAUCUGCUGGCUGCUAUUGGCAUCACCUUAACCAAGGAGGACAUGAUGGAGGCACUGAAGAACAUGACAGUAGAUAGUAAUGGGAUGGUGAAUUUGAAAGAAUUUAUGAAGAUGUUAUUACUCACACAGCGAUACUCUUCAGCUGGAGACAUGGAAAAAGCAGUGAAAACACUGAAGAGCAUCAGACAAGAUAAAAUAGAAUAUGAAGAGUUGGAUUCCAUCAUGUGUGCUCUGGGCCUUCAGUUAUCUCAAGAUGAAAUCCAGAAAGCACUGGAAUAUGUUACCACAAACACUGAUGGGACACUGAGUAUGAAAGAUUUUAUGUUUGCAUUGACCAACAAUCGAAGAUUUUCUGAAGCUGAUAGGAAACCUGAUUUCCAACUCAACUGCAAUGUAAAUGAUCCAACUACAAUGCUAGAUAUUGAAGGUCCUCUUUCCCUAAUGUGUCCUUCAGCCAAUUUAUUUUGCCACUUAGGUGACAUAGAAGAAAAAGUUGCUGUGGAAGAUGUAGAGUCUCUUUUGUCCAACAUGGGGGUGCCGUUAACCAAAGAGCAGCUCCAAGAAGUAUUGAAGAAUGUGACUGUGGAUGGUGAGUAG
This is a messenger RNA of Notechis scutatus (mainland tiger snake), 5214 nucleotides long. Lineage: Eukaryota; Metazoa; Chordata; Lepidosauria; Squamata; Elapidae. The record is from RefSeq and is a predicted model, not a curated record.